Molecule: messenger RNA, 1509 nt
Organism: Orbicella faveolata
Lineage: Eukaryota; Metazoa; Cnidaria; Anthozoa; Scleractinia; Merulinidae
Source: RefSeq, a predicted model, not a curated record
AUGUUGAUUGGCGUAGACUAUGCCGAAUUGCACUUUUCCAUUAUAGAUGUUCGUGGUCGACCUGCGGAGCCAGUGGCUCGACUGACGCCUUUAGGCUGGACGUGUAUUGGUUCACCUAAGCUGACAGAGGACAGGAGGUUUUGGGAGAUCGACUCAUCUGGGUCAAUUACAGAAAGAGAACUGCUGAAAAAAGAGGAAGUGUCGGCGAUAAAAGUAUUUGAGAGCUCAGUGCAGUUCAAAGAGGAGAGAUAUGAAGUAGAGAUGCUAUGGAAACCAAACGCACCCGAGUUACCAAACAACUAUGAGAUGGCAGUGAGCCGGUUGAUCAGCACUGAAAAGAGACUUCUUAAGGAUACUCGGCUAGCGGAGUCUUAUUCAGAAGUCAUCAGCAAGCGCACACAGAAGGGCUACAUUUCUAAAGUGACACCCUUUAAGACAGAGGAGAAGGCCUGGUAUCUUCCACACUUUGCAAUUAUAAGACGUGAAAAGACAGCUACGAAGACUAGGGUGGUUUUUGAUGCCUCUGCAAAAUUUGAUGGACUGUUAUUGAAUGACGUCAUCUGCCAAAGACCAAAACUCCAAAGGGAUACCUUUCAUGCACAAUUUGCUUCUCAGAAGCAUGCAAGGCAAAACCAAGAGCACUACCCGAGAGCGACCGAGACAAUGUUGGAGUCUACAUACAUGGAUGACGGGAUGGACUCUUCCCCUAGCGAAGAGAAGUGUGUAAAACUUUACGAGGAACUAUCAGCGCUGUGGGGUUCCGCAGGUAUGCAUGUCAGAAAGUGGCUUUCGAACUCAGAACAAGUAGUUAAGAGGAUACCUGAAGAAGACAGGGUUUUAGAAGUGGACUUAGACAAAGGAAAUUUGCUGUCAAUGAAAACGCUUGGUGUGUUGUGGUUGGCUAAAGAUGUUUUGACUUACAGAGCGAAUCCACGAGAUGAGAAGUUUCGGUUGACCAAGCGAAAUCUCCUGCGGUGGUACAGCCUAGUGGCCUCCAAGUCACGAGUGACACCACUAUCAGCUACAAGGAGUCCAAGACUCCAGCUUAUGGGAGCUGUUUUGGGAUUAAGAUUGGCCCUGUUUAUAGCCAAGGUCCUUAAGAUUGACCGGAUCCUACUCACAUUCUGGAGUGACAGUAUGAAUGUAAUGUGGUGGAUUCGAAGACCCAGCCGAAAUUUGAGACCGUUCACAGCAAAUCGACUAGGAGAAAUACAUGAUUCAAGCAGUCCUUCUCAGUGGCGUCAUGUUAGCACACACCAGAAUCCUGCUGACCUGCCAAACAGAGGAAUGUCUGUGACUGAGGUAAAAGGAAGCGAGAUGUGGUGGAAGGGUCCGAAGUUCCUGAGCAUGGAAGAGGACACAUGGCCAGAAACAGAGAUUGAUGUAACUCCUGAAGCAACACUAGAAGUCCGCAAGAAAGUGAGGGCAACAUUUGAUGUGCCAGGCACAGAAUCAGUACUAUUCGCGCUUACUCCGCAAACGACUUCGCGUUUACAUCCCAGCAGAUAA